This is a messenger RNA of Lycium barbarum (goji berry), 927 nucleotides long. RefSeq lists its product as uncharacterized. The transcript has a single exon. Bases 1 to 927 code for a protein of 308 amino acids. Gene Ontology annotation, molecular function: zinc ion binding; nucleic acid binding. The record is from RefSeq and is a predicted model, not a curated record. Lineage: Eukaryota; Viridiplantae; Streptophyta; Magnoliopsida; Solanales; Solanaceae.
AUGUUAAAAAUUUGGUGGGAUAAUUAUCUUACUGAAGAUAAUCGAGCCCAAAUAUUAAAUGCAGUAACCAUAGGAACUGUAUUAAAAAUGCAAGGAGAAAUGCAAGUAGCUCUUGAAGAAGCAAUGGAAGAUGCUUCAGCAACACUUAUUUACAGCAUUGCUAAACACUUUAUUGGAGAACCAAAACUUUUCCAAGAUCGUAGUUUAGAACUUUUAAACAAUCUUAAAUGCCCCAAAUUAGAAGAUUUUAGGUUGUAUAAAGAUAUGUUUUUAGAAAAGGUGAUGAUAAGAGAAGACUGUGGUAAUGAUUUCUGGAAAGAAAAAUUUAUCAGCGGUUUACCUUCAUUAUUUGCUGAAAAAGUUAGAACCAAAAUCAAGGAUAGGUUUAAUGGAAGAAUACCUUAUGAAAACCUAACCUAUGGUGAUAUAAUUAGCUAUGUUAAUGUUACAAGAUUAGAACUAUGCACAGAUCUAAAGCUAAAACAUUAUCUGAAAAAAGAUCAACAACAAUCCAGAAAGGAGUUAGGAAGUUUCUGUCAAGACUUCGGUUUUGAAAAGAUCUCUGCUCCUUCCAAAUCAAAAAAAUUAAUGGCUAAGAAAUCUACUAAUUCUAAACCUAUUCAUAGGAAGAAGAAAACUGUAGAUAGAUAUUUUAAACCAAAAAAGAGAACACCAAAAAGGAGUUCUAGUGAUACGUGUUGGACAUAUGGCAAAACAGGCCAUAGAUCCAAUGAAUGUCGAGUUAAUAUUAAAAAGAAAAAGAAGAUAAAUCUUCUCGAAGUUAAUGAUAAGAUAAAACAUGAACUCUACACUAUUCUAGAAGAAAAUGACAACACAUCAUCUUCUUCCAGUGAAAUUAGUGACAUUGAAAUUGAAUCAGAUACAAGUUCCAAUUCUUCUGAAUCUGAAGAUUGCGAAUGUACAUGA